Hyla sarda is the source of this 887-nucleotide messenger RNA. RefSeq lists its product as uncharacterized. The coding region runs from base 1 to 867 and encodes 288 amino acids. NCBI's taxonomy places the organism in Eukaryota, Metazoa, Chordata, Amphibia, Anura, Hylidae. The transcript is spliced from 7 exons. The record is from RefSeq and is a predicted model, not a curated record.
AUGGAACGAAAAAAUGCCAAAGAAAUUGUCAAAUCGAAACACGUUGAAAAAAAGAAAAAAAUUCCUGAUGACACCUCCUCAGAAGACGAUUCUGAAUCUGGUAGCAAGACGUCCUCAAGCUCCAGUCAUCAUCAUAUUCCUAAAAAACAUAAAACGUCAAGGAGGUCGAGGUCAUCUAUGAAAAAGCAUGAAAAAGUUCCUGCACAGGAGAUUUCUGACCAGGAAUCCGAUGAGAGUGUUCCUCAAGUGUCGGCCCCCCAGGACUCCCAGGAUAGGCCUUCCAAAGAGCCCGAACCAGUAUAUAUAGUAACAAUUUUUGCAUUUUGUUGUACGUCUUUUAAAACAUAUAUUAUAAUUUUUUUUUUAUAUAGCGUUCUGCGCCUCAGCUCACGCCCACAAGAGGCAGACCCAGUAUUCGUGGCAGAGGACGUGGUAGCGGUGGCACUCGGCCUGGUCUGGCUGAUGAAGGGCAGGGCUGCUCUUUGGGAUAAGUACGACCAGAAUCACGCCAAGCGUGAGUACUGCCGGGCUCUUUGGAUGGAGGUAUACACCUGGGAGGACCUGUCCACACAUGAGCAAUGGAUUGGCGGUGAUAGAAUAAAAAAUCACUGGCACUCCAUCAGGGACCCGCACAUGAGGGACUUAAGGGAGGAGGAACAAAGGCCCAGUGGAACUGGGGCCUCCCACAAAACACCAUAUGUCCACCGCCCACUCCUCGGAUUCCUGCAAAAAUGCCAUGAAAUGCGGAAAACACAAUCCAGUGUCAACAUGGCUCCAUUGCCACCACCUGGACCCUCCUCACCCCCCUCCCAACCCCUCCCUGGCCCAUCCCCUGACACUGCUGAUCAGGGGCAAGACAGCAAGUGAUCCUGGACAAUCUCAUAAAG